AUGAAGUAUCUACCACUCCAAGAUUUCGACGCCGUCACUGGCGCUCUGAACUUCAACACCCCCGACUGCAAUGUUACCGGCGGAUGCGAUUUGUACACGACGAAAUCGACCGGCUCAGAUAAGAAGCUCUACAAGAACAUCGACAAGGACCUGAGCUCACAACAUGCUGCGCUUCUUAAGCUGGGCGCCAGCCUGUCACCGCCAGACCGCGAAGCCAUGUUGGCUACGUCACCAAACAUGCAAAUGUUCUCGCACUCAAGCGCGUUCGGCCCCCUAUCCGAGUUGUCAAGUCGUCGCACAUUCGCUUAUCUGAUUGCGACUCUGAAUGCGAGUCACCAACACUACGACUUUUCGCACGUCCUGAGACCAGGCGACUUUAAGCGGGAGAGAAACCUGCGACGCGUCAUGGGAAAUCUCGACUCGAUCCUGCAGAAUGUGAGACCGCAUGUCGAGGCACGCCCGGUCGAGCAGGCCACAUCUUCCGAGACCAAGGCGGUCUGGGGCCCACAAUGUUGGGCCAAGAUCGAUAAAGAGAUGCGCCUCAACGAAUGCACAGUUUUCAGCUACAACCCGGAUGUCGACCCUUUUGAGGAGGACGAAUCAGCCAUAUGGGCAGCGCACUACUUCUUCUUCAACCGCGCCUUGAAGCGUGUCGCUUAUCUCUACGUGCGCGUCGUCCCUGUCGUCUCAUCACAAUCACCUCGCCUGCAGCCGGCGCUUCCGGGAUCUGUGAAGCGCCCGCGAAGUACCCAGUUUGAUGCGCUCAGUGCAAACAAGCGCGCCAAGUACUGGCUUGGUGAUCGCGAUGCUGAGGUUGUCGCUCCUUAUGAGGACGACGAGGAGCAAAGCGACGGCUUCCUCUGGAAUCGAGGAGCCGACGGCGAUCUGGUCCCCUUCUCAGACGACGACUACACUGACGAACAUUUCUACUACGACGAGGAAGAGGACGAUGACAGUGUGUCGGACCGGAAGAGCCCGGUUCGGCGCAUGAGUGAGGACGUCGUGGCCCACAUGGAGAUCUAA
Messenger RNA from Colletotrichum chrysophilum, 1023 nucleotides. RefSeq lists its product as uncharacterized. Gene Ontology annotation, cellular component: nucleus. Gene Ontology annotation, biological process: negative regulation of transcription by RNA polymerase III. The coding region runs from base 1 to 1023 and encodes 340 amino acids. The record is from RefSeq and is a predicted model, not a curated record. Gene Ontology annotation, molecular function: RNA polymerase III core binding. The transcript has 2 exons. NCBI's taxonomy places the organism in Eukaryota, Fungi, Ascomycota, Sordariomycetes, Glomerellales, Glomerellaceae.